AUGCGGGAAGUGAUAUCUGUUCAUGUUGGACAAGCUGGAGUUCAGAUAGGCAACGCAUGUUGGGAGCUUUUUUGUUUGGAACAUGGUAUCCAACCUGACGGCUGUAUACCUUCAGAUAAGCAAGAUCAAAUUGACGAAUCAUUUUCUACUUUUUUUUCUGACACUGGUAACGGUCGUCAUGUUCCGCGUGCUGUUAUGGUGGACUUGGAGCCAACUGUAGUCGACGAGAUUCGGACUGGAACGUAUAAACAACUGUUUCAUCCUGAGCAGAUGGUUACUGGUAAAGAAGACGCUGCUAACAAUUUUGCACGUGGUCAUUAUACUGUUGGAAGGGAAUUUAUUGAAAUAGUAGUGGACAGAAUUCGUCGACUUGCUGAAGAUUGCACUGGGCUUCAAGGAUUCUUGAUUUUCCAUUCAUUUGGUGGCGGCACUGGUUCUGGUUUCACAUCAUUGUUAAUGGAACGUUUAUCACUGGAUUAUGGUAAAAAGAGCAAAUUAGAGUUUUCGAUUUAUCCGGCUCCGCAAGUUUCGACCGCGGUGGUGGAACCAUACAACUCUAUUCUUACAACACAUGGAACACUAGAACACACAGACUGUUCUUUCAUGGUGGAUAACGAAGCCAUAUAUGACAUCUGUCGUCACAGUCUAGAUGUCGAACGCCCUUCAUACACCAAUCUCAACCGUCUUAUAUCGCAGGUUGUUUCUUCAAUUACCGCUUCGUUACGAUUUGAUGGCGCACUGAACGUAGAUCUGACCGAAUUUCAAACCAACCUUGUGCCUUAUCCUAGAAUUCAUUUCCCACUUGUCAAUUAUGCUCCAGUUAUUUCUGCAGAGAAGGCGUAUCAUGAGGCUUUGAAAGUGGCUGAUAUUACAAAUGCAUGUUUUGAACCAAAUAACCAGAUGGUAAAGUGUAAUCCGAGAAACGGGAAAUAUAUGGCCGUUUGCUUGCUGUAUCGCGGUGAUGUUGUACCAAAAGACGUUAAUGCAGCUAUCGCAACUAUAAAAACGAAACGGAACAUUCAAUUUGUAGAAUGGUGUCCCACCGGUUUUAAGGUUGGCAUCAAUUAUCAGCCUCCAACUGUUGUUCCUGGUGGCGACUUGGCUAAAGUACCACGUGCAGUUUGUAUGCUUGCAAAUACUACAGCUAUUGACGAUGCUUGGGCGAGACUUAAUUACAAAUUUGAUUUGAUGUACGCUAAAAGAGCAUUUGUUCACUGGUAUGUUGGAGAAGGAAUGGAAGAAGGAGAGUUCUCAGAAGCGCGAGAAGAUUUGGCUGCUCUCGAGAAAGAUUACUCGGAAGUAAGUAAUAUAUAG
Molecule: messenger RNA, 1314 nt
Organism: Enterobius vermicularis (human pinworm)
Lineage: Eukaryota; Metazoa; Nematoda; Chromadorea; Rhabditida; Oxyuridae
Source: the annotation of a GenBank genome assembly